UAACCAAACCCUAGAAGGAAAUACUUAUACGUCAUUUAGAAAUUCCUUGGAGUAAUUAAGUUCUAUUCCUUUUCUCCCGUAAGCAUCCGUUGGUCCUUGUUCUUGCUUUCGGAAAUUUUCAUCUCAUCGAAUUCAUCGCAUUUAAGAACAAAAAUCUGGUAUGUUAGAAUUUCCCUUUCAUGGCAUCCUUUCUUCUUAUUUUUCAAUUGGCACACAUUAGUAAUGGUUUUGUCAAUUCAGUUGCUUUUGCUAGAGAUUGGCGUGACUGAAAAGUUUUCAGCCAAAAUGGUUUUGUUUUAGUUAAACAAAUUAGGUCGAUUCGAGUUUAAGUGGAUUUUUUGGUAUUUGAGUAAUUUAAAUAAGUUAUAAUCUGAAUGGCUUGGAAUCUAGUAACUUCCUUCAUAAAUCAGAAGAACCAUAUGCAUCAACGUUGUAAGAAUGCUUUGUAACAAAAAAAAAACGAUUCUUUAUGUGCAAGACUGCUACUGCGGUUUCACUUCGAUUUCAGAGAAAGAAUUAUUACUUCUUAAUUCUUAUGUGUUAAACUAUAUAAUCCCUUGAAAAAAAAAAAAAAUUAUUCAAAGCAUCUGAAGUGAAUUUUAUUGAAUACGAUUAGGCUAAUCGGAUUAGCUAAUGUACGAAGUAUUAAACCAUUUUUCAAAUUUGAGUUCAAAAUUUUUAAACCUUCUAGUAUGCCUUGUUUAAUCAAAAUUCAUAAAUCUUGAACUCUAAUUUAAGGCGUAGUGAGCUCCAAUUAUACCCGUUUUUACUACGGUUGAUUUCCUCAAUUGAUUUAAGUUUAGCAAGGUCAACUAAAUUUUUCCUUCUGGUUAGUAUGUCUGGUAGAAAUUAAAGCCUUAGUCGUAUAACCAACUUUCGCACCCUGGCAUACUCUUAUUUUAUAAUUACAUUUAAUUAAAGAUUAUAAAGGAAGAGCUUACCAGAAGACGUUAUCAAGGUGUCACACUUAUCUGAGUAUUUUGAGUUCAGCUUCUUACAGAUACUAAGGGUAAGGCCAAGGCCUAGGAAGAUGACGAGGGAGUGGAACGCGUGCCAAGAUGAGUUAACGGGAACGACCUUGGUGGCUUCUAGCUAGAUAAUAUUUGGUUUCAGUAUUUCAGUUUUAUAAUAAAGUGACUUAUAUUACUUUAUUUUUUUUUAUUUGAGGAUUGAAGUUUUAGCAAAUUCCUGGAUCCAGGUGGUUAUCACAUGUGCUGGUGAUAACUAUAUUUUAUUGAGUUUUUAUCAAGAGUUAUACUUUAAUUAUAUUUGAGAUUUUAUCAGGGCUAUUUUCUUAAAUAGACGGCCGUUAAUUGUAGUUGUUUUUAAAAGUAGUAAGUUAGUGUAACGAUUCCUUUAACCCUGAGAGGGGCGUUACAAAAUCGUUUUCUUAAUGAUUUGAAAAGUAAUGAUCAGUCCUCAGGCAUUCUGCAAUCCAUAACUAAUGGACUUGCACAACUAUGGCUAACACUGCCUGGAAGUCCAAAGAACAGUCCUCCCGUCCUCCCGUCCGAGGUGCUGUGGAAGAAGGCUUCGUUGGUUUUCAGGUGGAAACCGAUUCGGCUAUGGUGAUGGGAAUGUUUAACGAUGGGGAGGUUAGACGCUGGUCUGAUAUUAUUCAGGAAACUACGCUGUUUGUGGAAAGGAAUGGGCUGCGGCUUGGUCAUGUUUUGAGAAAGGGGAAUUGGUCGGCCCAUUUUUUAGCUUCUGAUCAUUCGGGCCUAUUUAAAAGAUAUUCAAGCCCAAAUUCACUUCCCAUUCGGGCCAGAAGGGCUUUCUUUAUGGAUAAAUUUAGCAUCCCUUCUAUUAGAUUUUAAUCUUUUUAAGUUUUUCUUUCGUUUACAAUUGGGUUAGGUAUAGCCCCCCCCAAUUGUUGUUUUAUUAUUUCUGAUUUGUUGUGGUGUAAAUUGUGCUGUUUUAAUAAAAUAAUGGCAUCUGACUCCCGGCAUUUGCCCCACUGAUUUUGGUGGUUUGCCUUCCG
Messenger RNA from Cuscuta epithymum, 1981 nucleotides. The record is from the annotation of a GenBank genome assembly. Lineage: Eukaryota; Viridiplantae; Streptophyta; Magnoliopsida; Solanales; Convolvulaceae.